GAUUUUUAAUGAAUUAUUUUUGAGAAAGUGUCAAACUGUGGUUUUUAGACGAGCUCGCUCAAUAUCUGCUCGUAUUCUUUCUUUUUUGUUUGGCUCCUACAUCUGAAUUGGAUGGACGAGUGGCCUUCAAACAUCAUUCCCAGCGCCGGCGAUAUGCAAUAUGAUAAGAGAACCAAUCGGGGAAUUCAUUUUGAGUGAAGCUGAAUUGCUUCGCAGAUCAUGCCAAGAAUUGAAUCAGCCUCUCAAUCAGCAGCAAUGCGGCAAACUCUGCAGCUGAAGCUCUAAAUCUUUCUGUGUAGCGGGAGGUAGCGAGCUCAUCUGCCCGCAUAUUUUCAUCUUUAUCCCAUUGUCCCAAGGUACUAUGUUUCUUCCCAAAAGACUUCAACUUUCAUUUAUAUUCAGCUGAAUCUUGGCCCAAGAUAAUCACUAGGCUUGAAUUCUCAUCAAACUGGUUAUGACCCAUUUGCACAAAUUAAGAACAGCAUCUGUUCUCAAAUGGGUUUCUUCAAAUUUUGAUGAAAACCACCUUAGAUCAGCAAGAACCCCAAUUCAGCCAAUUGGAUCUUUCCCCAAUGGCCAAGCCCUUAGGUUUUACAAAACUAAAAGGUCUCCUGUAACUGAAAGUUGUGAAAACGUGGAUAGAACUUCGACUGGUAAUGGCAAAAUUUCUGGUCGAAUUUCUCGUGCUGUCAAAAAAGAAGCACAAGCUGCAUUAUUGGAUUAUUUGUAUUGUACUAGAAGCUUACAGUUUCUGGAUGCAGAGAAUAUGAGUAAAAACUCUCCACAUUUUCUCAAGAAGCUUAUAGAAAGUGCGGAUAAUGAAAAGAAAAUUGGGCAGACGAUUGCCCGGUUCUUGCGCUACCACCCUAUUAAUGAAUUUGAACCUUUCUUUGAGAGCUUGGGUUUGAAACCUCCCGAGUAUGUUCCUCUUCUUCCUCAAAAAUUGAUAUUUUUGAUCGAUGACAAUUUGCUGCUUCAUAAUUAUGGUGUUUUAUGUCAUUACGGGAUUGCACGUAAUAAGAUAGGAAAGAUUUAUACGGAAGCCACUGAAGUCUUUCAAUACAAUGUUGGGGUUUUGUUAUCAAAGCUUCAAGCUUAUGAAGAACUAGGUCUCAGCCAAUCAGCUUUGAUUAAGUUUGUUGUUGCUAGUCCUUAUCUUUUAAUUGGGGAUGCAAAUGCUUCAUUUUUAAAUUUAUUGGGAAAACUUAAGAGUCUUGGAUUCGAAAUCAGUUGGAUUCAGAGGAACUUAUCGGAAAAAAAUUCUUAUAAUUGGAGCCGGAUGCUUGAAGUUCUAAGUUUUCUUAGUAAGAUGGGUUGCAGCGACAGACGGCUGGGUGAAUUAAUUGGCCAGCACCCAGAUAUUUUAUUUGAGGCUUCAGGGGAAAGGACAUUUUCAAUAAUUGGGUUCUUGCUGAAGUUUGGAUUCAGAAUGAGCCAGGUAUCUUCACUGUUUCUGCAGUUUCCCCGAAUUGAAGUUAUGAAAUUUGGUUUGAAUUUGAGGAAAUGUUUCUUUUUCCUGAAUGAGAUCGGAAUGGAGGUUGCAGGGAUUGGGAAGAUCAUCCGUUCUCACCCCCUGCUACUGGGUUCGUGUGCUUUGAAGAAAACUAACACCUUACUUCUUCACUUAAACAUUGGGAAGAAGAGCUUGUGUAGAUACAUCCAGGAGAACCCGCAAGAAUUGAAGCACUGGGUUUUGGGCAGAAGACUUAGGCCAUUAGACUGGGGAAACAACCUUAGAUCAAAGACAGAGAAGGCUAAAUUCUUGUUAGACAUAGGAGUUGUGGAGAACUCAAACAAAAUGAAAGAAGCUCUAAACGAAUUUCAAGGCAACGGAUUUGAGCUUCAGGAAAGAUUUGAUUGUAUUGUGGAAGCUGGUUUCGAUCCUGAGGAAGUCUGCCAAAUGGUUAAAGUAUCACCUCGAAUUCUUAGCCAGUCAAAGGAUGUUAUUGAAAUGAAGAUUAAUUUUCUUGUAAAUCAUUUGUGUUAUCCCUUAUCAACUUUACUCAUCUUCCCAAAAUAUCUUACCUAUGGAACUAAAAGGGUCCAGCAUAGGGUACUUAUGUACAAUUGGCUCAAAGAUCAUGGAACAGAUCCUACGUAUGCCUUGAGCACUGUUGUUUCUUGCUCAGAUAUAUAUUUUCUGAGGAAGUUUGUUAAUCAUCAUCCUAGUGGUCCUCAAGUUUGGGAGGAUUUGAAGAGAAAAAUUUAUUCAAAGCAAUAAAAUGUUCAUUGAUUCUCCUGAA
Prunus persica (peach) is the source of this 2243-nucleotide messenger RNA. RefSeq names its product transcription termination factor MTEF18, mitochondrial-like. The coding region runs from base 455 to 2221 and encodes 588 amino acids. Gene Ontology annotation, cellular component: chloroplast. Gene Ontology annotation, biological process: regulation of DNA-templated transcription; chloroplast organization. The transcript has a single exon. The record is from RefSeq and is a predicted model, not a curated record. Lineage: Eukaryota; Viridiplantae; Streptophyta; Magnoliopsida; Rosales; Rosaceae. Gene Ontology annotation, molecular function: double-stranded DNA binding.